AGGAGCAAGUGCACACGUUGAGAAAGCUCAGCACUAGGUCCGACAAUAACUAGAGACACCGACGCCACAAUCUAGAAACAUCUUCUACUUCUUAUCACAGCACUACUAUUGAUAUUGUAGCCUUCUAGCUAUUAUAUCCGUGAAAGCCAUUUUGUUUUGCACCACGAAGAGACGAAAGAACCGGGCCACUUCAACAUAACGGCGGGUGGCUCAGUAAACUUUCUCGUGGCCAAAAAUAAUCAGAGAAAAAGAUGCCGCUCCUCGAAGAGGCAUAUGCCGAAGCAGCUCCGCUCAUGGAGAGCGACCCUGGCCACGGCGGUGGCCACAGUGGUGACAUUCUUGCACUUAUGCCGCGUAGCGUCAGCUUUUCGAUCUUCAGCUACAAGCAUACAUACUCCUGCUACUUUCGUGAUGGUUCCACUUAGCGAGAACUUCCACGCGGAAGCUUAUUAUAGCCUGUAGAUCUUUAUCCAUCCUCGGGCUUCAGAAGUAGUGCCGAUGAGGCCUCGGCGUUUGCGCCUUCUUUGUAGUGUGCCCUUCGGAUGGGUUAUCUGUUUUUACUACAGAUGUUUCCUAUCCUCUAAUAGAGCAAGUGCUGGCGGUGGCGUUUUGCCUGUCUGGGCGUGCGAUGCUAUGCUGAAGAGCCGCGCGAGCGUGAUGAGCAAGCAGACCAACUACCACAUCAAGAAGGUAUGCGCCUUGUUGCUCUUGCUCUUGGUGUCUUCGAUUGCAGUGGUAGGCCCGGCAUUCUUGGCGAGUCUAUUGGUGGCGCCAAUUAUGGCUCGAAGCUGAAAGCUUACAAUCCAAACUAGUAGAGGAGUUAUUUGCUAUAGAUAGACUUGCCCCAUCAAUAAGCAGAUGGGAGGCCGGCUCUCUUGAUGUGGUCUUCGCGAGUGAUAACUAAGAUGCUCGGGAAGGGAAAAUGGGCCCUCUUCUUGAUCUCUCAACUAGAUCUGAUAGAUGAGCGUCAACUUUCUGAAGCCUCCACCUCUUUUAACAUACGUGGCGCCGCGUGCGAUGGUGCAGCCGCUGGGCUUCAACAUCCAGCCACUCGCGCUCGUCUUGGUCGCGCUUUUUCUACCUCUGCAAGCAACGGCUCCGCAAUGAGCACCGCGACGGCGAUGGAUGAGCUGAGCUUCGUCGACCUUAGGACCACGGAGACAACCCCAGCCAAGUUUGAUCCUGGAGCGGCCCUGGCGCGGAUGAACGCGGCCGCUAUGACUGGCGGCUAUGCAGCUGUUCAAGAGGUUUACCUCCGAGAGUUAACUCAUGACGCCCAGUCAAGCGUCGACGUUCUGGCGACUCUCUUCCGCAGUGGCACAGAUCCGGCCAAUCUAAACGGCCUUCAUGGCGUGUGCAAUCUUCUCCCUCUACGGGUUGACGGGGAGUGGAAGGACCGGAAACGGAAUGGCGGAUCGCCUCCAGGAGUCCGCCAGAACGUAGUGUCUGCUGAGGUAGCUACCAUACACCUUUCUGCAGAUUCUUGCACGGUACAGCCAGAGCAGGCCCACGACCACGCCAACGGGAACGGCGUCAAGGUUCUCGAGGCCCUCGGUACUACGAUGGUUUUCUUCGACGAAGGUGCCAGCGCUCGAGAGUGUUUCCCUGGGCAUUUGCGUACGUGCAAGCCGGUUGCUGAUGGGGCUGUUGAAAACGCUGUGGCGAAAAUGGAAAUGGCUUCAUGCUUGAAGGACGAAACUACGCAGGCGGGGUGUGAAAAUGACCCGAAUUUCGCGCGGGAACGCGACGUCGCGGUGCAAAGUCUUUACCGCAGAUUUUCGCCCCAGCUUCAACUUCGAGAGAACGUAGACGUCCUGGCGACUCUCUUCCACUUUGGAACAAAUCCGGACAAUCCUCAAGGUGAAGGCGGCGCGUGCACUGAUGUUCUUCCUCGCUGGUCGUCUCGCAUGGGAUGGCAGGACCAAACAAGCGGAUCGGGCUCAGGAUACCAGGAGAUCGAGAACAUAGUGCCUGCAGGGGUAGCUAAUAUGCACUUUUCUGCAAGUUCUUGCACGGCACAGCAGGAGCAGACCCCCGAGUUCGCCAACAGCGUCAAGGCUCUCAAGAGUCUCGGUGCUGUGAUGGUUCGCUUCAACGAUCAAAGCGCCCGCGGUGAAGAGUGUUUCCCUGGGCAUUUGCGUACGUGCAAGCCGGUUGUUGGUGAGGCUGUUGAAAACGCUGUGGCGAAUAUGGAAGGGAUUUCAUGCGCGAAGGACGAAACUACGCAGGCGUCCUGUGCACGUGACUUGCGUAUCGCGCUGGAAAGCGACUUCGCGGUGCAAAAUUAUUACCGCAAAUUGUCGCCCCAGCUUCGACUCCGAGAGAACGUAGACGUCCUGGUGACUCUCUUCCGCUUUGGAACAAAUUCGGCCAAUCUUAUAAAACAGAAAGGCGCGACGUACGAUUUUUUCCCUCUCUGGUCGGAGCAUGGCAAAAAUUGGAAGGACCAAAAUAGCGGAUCACAUUCAGAAGUCCCCGAGGUGGAGAACUUAGUGUCUGCUGAGGUAGCUAACGAGCACUUUUCUCCAGGUUCUUGCACGGCACAGCAGGAGCAGGCCCACGAUCGCGCCAAGGUUCUCAGGGCUCUCGGUACUACGAUGCUCAACAGCUUCGCCAGGUGGGGUGUCGUGGAUAGUUGUUUCCCUAGUCAUUUGUUUGCGUGCGCUCCUUUUGUUGCUGGCGCUUUUGAAAGGGCUGAGGCGCAGAUGAGACAGGAGCCAGCAGACAAAGACAAUGCGCGAAAGGCGUACCGAGCUGCGAGUGGGAUCUACACAAAGGAGCUAACGGAUGAGCUGAGGAAGCGCGACGAGAUUCGCGCAGAUUUCUUCCGCAUUUCGCGUUUUGCAGUAGAAAUUGAUUUGGAAACAUUUGAUUCUGACAUUGAUAUCGGGUACGGAGGCUAUCCAGAUGUUUUGUGGGAAGAUGAAAGCUUCGUGCGGUACGCGAUGAUGCAGGUGUCAUGCUCGAAGAACGAAAUGACCGCAAGAAGUUGCGCAGCCGACGCAAAUAGAUGGGGACACGCGCUUGGGUUACUGAAAUCAAUCUAUGCAUCGAGGGUGCCGACGCAUCUCCAGAAGAGUGUCGACAUUUUGGAGGCCUUCUUCCGCUUUGCCACAGGCUCGGCCGCGAAUGUCCGGCACGAGAAGGCCUGGCUGUGCGGUUUUCUCCCUCGGUUUGAUGGGACCUGGCGCUCGUUCGGGUUCGCCAAAACGAAGAUGCCUGUGGAGAUAGCGGAGCGCUUUUUUGGGAAUAGCCAAGACCAGUGCGCCAGGCCUGAUCUUGAUGCCGUCCAAGUCCGAGCUUUCGCUGCUCUUGGUGCACAAAUGCUUGGUCAGCCCGAAUGCGUCCCGAAACAUUUGCGGAUCUGCCCGGCGGUCGUUGCUGGUUUGCUUGCUGCCGAUCCCACAACAUCCGCUGAGAAGUGGAGCACGAAACUCGCCACUGAACUAGGAUCCGAGUCCUACGUGACAGAAGGGGAAGUUACAUCGCUGAAGAACGAUCCGCGAGUUGCGGUUUUUGCACUGCCAGGUCUUGCCGACGGAACCAUUAGCGUCAGCGAAUUUACAAGAAUCGCAUUACUACAACAAGACUCGACUACGCGUGACCGCGCCGUGUGGGACGCUAUGCUGAUAAUCGAAAAGGGGCCACUGGACACCAGGCAGGCCAAGGCAAGCGCAGUCGCAAAAAUCGCACGGGGGGCGAUGGAGCUGAGCAGAGGCGUAGAUGACGCUAAGACCACAACACAAGCAGACGGUGCAGGGUUCUGGCUUCGUGCAGUGAAGCAUCAUAGGAUGCUCACUUCCUUAGUGCUGGACGUAUUCGGGAUGUGCGCAGCAAGUUUGCUCCCCUUUCAGGCGGUCUCCAAAGUCAUGGCAGAACUUUCCCGAGGUGUCGCAAUUAGAACGACCCUCGCCGGCUUGCUCGUUGAUCCCGUAAUAUGCCAACCGGGUGAAGGCUUUGACUUUACACCAUUGCUAGCGGGAGAAGGGAGGAAGAACGAAGAAGAAGGAAAAGAAGAAAAAGCGGCGUCGACUGAUCGCGCAGCCGCGGUGGCAAGUCUACAACGUGCGCGGAGCAACAUGGCAAAGAAACUAGUCUGCGCGAACCGCACGCUCGCAGAGUUGGACGGAAGAAACCUCCUGCCAAAAGAUCUGCUGGGGGACGACGAUUUUGCAAAAUUUUUAGGCAACGUCGCCAAUGAAGACACGACUAGGAGGGCAGAAGCGUGCCGUGGCUCAGUAGUCAACACGGCGUGA
This is a messenger RNA of Amoebophrya sp. A25, 4256 nucleotides long. The record is from the annotation of a GenBank genome assembly. Lineage: Eukaryota; Dinophyceae; Syndiniales; Amoebophryaceae.